CAUUCCGUGGAUCGUCGGAAAUCAUUGAAUUAACAGAUAGUGAUACCUGCGAUACAUCCUCCGACUUUCCGGACAAAUUAACUGAUCUCGUCAAGAGCCCCGCAAAAAUGCGGAGGAAACCUGUGGCUCAGUGUCCGAAAGAUUUCUUGUCACUUUAUGCUGAUGAAAGCGAUGCAGACGAUGGUUCUAUUCUUAUUUUGAACGAGCCUCGAAGUGCACGCAAACCCAUUCGCCGUGCUCAGAUAUCCACUGUCAAUGAAACCAUUCCCUCCUUCCCGAUUACUCGAUGUAAUGACGGGUCAUCUCACUCACAUUCAUCUGGAGAGGAUAAGAGUCAGGCUGGUACUCCUCGGGCAAUCUUGGACAGCACGCCACGGAUAAAACCACCUCCGAGGAUCCCCAAGCAGGGAAAAGCAGAGGAGCAGGCACGUCGCGAGAACUAUGCUGCACAGCUCUUUGAAGAGCUGAAUAGUACAAUAUUCGAUAACGGUCUCCCCCGGGAGACAAAAUUGAAUUGGAAUAAGCGCCUCUUAACUACCGCGGGGAGGGCCAAGUGGCACAAGUCUAGGGAUGGUGUUCAGACGACAGAGGUCGAGCUGGCCGCCAAGAUUUUGGAUUGUGAUGAACGGAUACGAAAUACUUUGUCGCAUGAGAUGUGUCACCUGGCAUCCUGGAUCAUCAAUGGCAACCCGAAAGAAGGCCAUGGUCAGAUCUUCAAAGCCUGGGCCAACAAAGUGAUGAUCAAGCGUCCAGAAAUUGAAAUCACGACAAGGCACAACUAUGAGAUUUCGUACCCAUUCGAAUGGAAAUGCGAGAAGUGUUCAAAAAUAUAUGGCCGAUAUAGCAAAUCCAUCAGACCAGACGAAUGUGUUUGUGGUGUUUGCAAGCUCGGAAAACUCAUCCCCCUCUUCGCGCAAAGAGCACCCAGGACCCCUAAGGUCAGCAGGAUGGCUACUGCUCUGCCUCAAGGUUCUCCUCGUCCUGUCGCGCCUCUCGAGGAAACCAGGCAAAUCCCGGCCAAUAGCACAGUGUAUGCUAUAUCAUCAGAGGAUGAGGUGGAUAUAUUGAUCGGCGCCAUCAACGAUGUGACCCUGCACGGUGGUGAAACUCCACCACGAACCAUAUAGUCCAUCAUUUAGCCCAUGAUAAAUUAUCCAUUGAUUUAUCAGGCUGGUAAUCAGAUGAAUAUUUG
Molecule: messenger RNA, 1192 nt
Organism: Suillus plorans
Lineage: Eukaryota; Fungi; Basidiomycota; Agaricomycetes; Boletales; Suillaceae
Product: SprT-like family-domain-containing protein
Exons: 10
Coding region: 108-1127 (339 amino acids)
Cellular component (GO): nucleus
Source: RefSeq, a predicted model, not a curated record